GUGUAUCUGACACACAGUUGAAACAGUUGAGACAUAAAAGCAGAAAGUUGACUGCUCUGUUAAACCCAACAGAACUUGAGACAAUGGCAGAUAUAAAACACGGAGGAUGGAGUCAUACAAUGUACACUGAUAAGGAAACUCAGUGGAUUUGCGAUCAGGUGAGGAGCCUCGUGCAGGGAAAGACCAACAAGAUCUACCAGGAAUACAGAGCAGUUUUAUCCAGGAAUCAGCCUGUGAAAGGAACAAACUACCUCUUCCAGGUUCGUGUUGGAGAGCGCAGCUACAUUCAUGUUCAGGUCUACCAAGCACUUCCCUGUGACGGAGGACAUCUUGAGCUGAAAGGUGUCCAGGAGGACAAAACCCAAGACCACCCCCUCGAACCUAUCAGCAAUUAAAUACUUACAGGCUGCAGUCUCUCAAUAAGAUGCUCUCAAAUGAUUCUUCCUUAUGUUGCUUUACAAUACAUCAUUUUACAUCUGGAAUGUAUUAAAACAUAAGUAUCAAGACUUCUGCUGUUUGGAAGGAGCAAACUGACUGCACUGCCAUCUAAAGAAAUAAAGGAUGGAUGCAUUAA
Molecule: messenger RNA, 574 nt
Organism: Acanthopagrus latus (yellowfin seabream)
Lineage: Eukaryota; Metazoa; Chordata; Actinopteri; Spariformes; Sparidae
Product: leukocyte cysteine proteinase inhibitor 1-like
Exons: 3
Coding region: 84-395 (103 amino acids)
Cellular component (GO): cytosol
Molecular function (GO): cysteine-type endopeptidase inhibitor activity
Source: RefSeq, a predicted model, not a curated record